Nezara viridula (southern green stink bug) is the source of this 1849-nucleotide messenger RNA. NCBI's taxonomy places the organism in Eukaryota, Metazoa, Arthropoda, Insecta, Hemiptera, Pentatomidae. The record is from the annotation of a GenBank genome assembly.
CUGGGUUCCUCUGAAGAAAAUAACCAUCAAAGCACCAGCAGCAGUUACAGCCCAUGUAAAACAGGUGCCUAAUAGGGCUUGUACAAUUGGUUUAUACUCCUUAAUCAUCUUUCAACCUUAGUUGCAACAAAGUUAAGUCUAAAUCUCAAUUAAAUUAAAGUAAGAAAGGAUAACACCAAAACGGGGCUAUCCCAAAAGGACCUUUCUGUCAAGAUUGAUAAAAUAGAUUUUUGUUCAAAGUAGAAAGGACUAAAGCCAUGAGUUAUUGUCCUCUGGUUCCUUGUUCAAAAAAUGCAGCCAAUUCCUGACAUCUUCAUAUCACAGACGUUGUACAGUCAAAAUUGUAAAAUGUACCUGUCGGCGGUUUUUGAACUUUAUCCAGAUAUAUACUGCCAACCUGAUAAUGCAUUCGUUUUCCAGGAUACUUGGACAAAUAUUUACGAGCCAGACCACGCUCCAAGGUUGACACCACUACACCAACAACCUCAAUUGAAAGGACAAAUAAAUGAUGAGUUACGUUGGGCCAGGUUAGAGAACCACAAGAAGAUAACAACAAGAUAUUUGAUAAUGGAGUUUAAAUGCCCACCUUCCACAGUUCUGACUACGUCAGAGGUGUCAUGGAGAAGGUUAGCAGGCAGGUUAUGAAAAGGUUGUUAGCUCCAGAAGUCUUUUGACGUUCCUGUCAGACGUUGAAGAGAUUUUCUUUUGCCAAUUUUAAAUUUUGUUAUUUUAUAAAAAUCUCGAUUGAAAAACUUUCUAAUGAAUAGCCAAAAUUUUCUACUUUAGGUCGUACAGCUGAUAUUUCCACCCAGGGCAUAUUAUGGUGUGUACUGUGUAAAUUAUAAGUGGUGAUGGUUUCCCCCACCAAUUAUACCAUUACUAAUUUUUUCCUCUAAAUAAUUUCAUAUUAGAAAACUUAUUUAUUAAUCAAUGUUUGUUUUAUUUCCUUGACUGCUAUGCCUCAUCUUGAUGAUUCAGUAAUGGCACCCCUAAUUGAAGACAAUCCUACUCCAUUUAGGAUAGAGCCAGGGAGUGGUGGUGCUUUACCACAUCCUGUUGUUACAUUUUUCCAUAUUGCUUUCCGAGGUGCCGCUUUAUUCUUUUAUAUAAUAUGCAGCUGGUUUAGUGACAGUUUUAUAACAAGCUUUAUCAUUGUAGUCCUACUGCUUUCAUUGGAUUUUUGGACAGUAAAGAAUGUUACAGGCCGUAUUAUGGUUGGAUUGAGAUGGUGGAACUACAUAGAUGAUAAUGGUGUUUCUCAUUGGGUGUACGAAUCUAAAAAGGAACCUGAAAGAAGUAUGAUGAUAAGUGGAACAGAAUCAAAGAUUUUUUGGGCAGGCCUUUUCGUUUUUCCAUUUUUCUGGGGCCUCAUGUUUAUAGCCGCAUUCUUCAGUCUGAAGUUUAAAUGGCUUGUUUUAGUAAUAAUUGCCUUAGCUUUGAACGGAUCAAAUGUUUAUGGGUAUCUUAAGUGCAAGUUUGGUAAAAGUGACAAAAGUAUUCAUGAAACUUUGACUUCGGUUACAUCUGGCUUUAUUAGAGAUCAAGUUGUUCAAAAUGUUCUGAAUUCUGCAAUGAACCCUCAGUCAGCACCUGCGCAACAGAACCCACCACAUAACAUUGUGUAAAAUAAUUUAAUUUUAUCGACUAAUUGAAAAUUAUGUAUAAUUGCUGUAUAUAGUGCUACAAUAUUCUUGUCAUGUAUUAUUGGAAGAGACUAUGUAAUAUUAUUUCUUGGUUGUAAAUCAUUGUAAUAUAAUUUACAAAAUUAAAUAACUUGAAUUAUGUUAAUUUAUAAUUUAGAUCUUAAAUUAUAAAUUUUUAAUAUAUAUUUAUUGAAGGGUAUAUAUUU